This is a messenger RNA of Notothenia coriiceps (black rockcod), 990 nucleotides long. RefSeq names its product organic solute transporter subunit alpha-like. The coding region runs from base 1 to 990 and encodes 329 amino acids. The transcript is spliced from 8 exons. Lineage: Eukaryota; Metazoa; Chordata; Actinopteri; Perciformes; Nototheniidae. The record is from RefSeq and is a predicted model, not a curated record.
AUGGAUGAAGCUCUCAACAACACCAUUGAUCCAGCUUGUUUACAAGAUCCCCCGCUGGCUAUUGACGUGAUAAAGCAGCUAGAUGUGUUUGAUUUCUGCCUGUACCUCAUGCUGACCUUCAUGGCCUGCGUAUCCCUGCUGCUGUACCUGGAGCAGUGCGCUUAUAUUUAUAGAAAUAUGCCCUACCCCAAGAAGACCACCCUCAUGUGGAUAAGUGGUGCUGCACCAGUCAUUGCCACAAUGUCUUGUUUUGGGAUGUGGAUCCCGAAGGCAGUCAUGAUCACAGAUAUGACCUCUAACUGUUAUUUUGCAGUGGUGGUGUAUAAGGUCUUGGUUCUGAUGAUCGAGGAGUUGGGCGGCACCAAUCAUUUUCUGCAGAGAUUUUCCACGGAGACCUUUCGGGUCAACACAGGCCCGUGCUGCUGCUGCUGCGCCUGUCUACCCCGCGUGCACAUGUCACGGCGAUUGUUAUUCUUCCUGAAGUUGGGAGCUCUUCAGUAUGCAAUCCUAAAGACGGUGCUCUCCAUCCUCUCCAUAGUCUUGUGGACAAACGGCAACUUUGAUCUCUCUGAUUUAGAGAUUACUGGUACAGCCAUUUGGAUUAACCCGUUCAUUGGCAUUCUCACUAUCAUCUCCCUUUGGCCUGUUGCCAUCAUCUUCAUGAACGUUAACAGCCAUCUACGCAGCAUCAACUUGGUACCCAAGUAUGCCAUCUACCAGCUCAUACUCGUACUGAGUCAGCUGCAGACAUCAAUCAUUAACAUCCUGGCAUUGGAUGGCACCAUCGCCUGCGCCCCUCCCUUCUCUUCUCAAGCUCGUGGCUCCAUGCUAAGUCAGCAGAUGAUGAUCAUGGAGAUGUUCAUCCUCACUCUGAUCAAUCAGAGACUGUACCGUCGUACGUAUGACGCACUUCCCUCAGAGGAGGCACAUGACAACAACCACAACGCUAAAGUCGCCCUGCAGACUGCCCUCGUGGAGCAUGAUGUCUAA